AUGUUGAUCGUAUCACUUUCAUUGGUGGCCACAGGAACGGAUCUUAUCCUCGGCACUUCACCAUCCACUACCCUGAAUACUGCCAGCAGCAGAACAUUCUUCAUAUCAAACCUCCAUUGGCUUUCCAGCUUGAACUGGGUAGAUUUUCACAUUUCACCAUCAUGCCAGUUUUCACCAGGAACGGUAAUGUCCAUAUCUACGAGGUAUACGGUAAGGAGGUUCAGAGAGAUAAGAGGUACUUUACUCAUGCCAUCAUUUGUCAGGACCGCCUGUAAGAUGAGAUUCCUACUGCUGAUUACUUGCUUUCCGAGACCGAUCACCUGGUUAAUGAUAUCCUUGAUCCUUUGGAGUUAUUGGAAAUAA
This is a messenger RNA of Tuber melanosporum (Perigord truffle), 363 nucleotides long. RefSeq lists its product as uncharacterized. The record is from RefSeq and is a predicted model, not a curated record. Bases 1 to 363 code for a protein of 120 amino acids. The transcript has 2 exons. Lineage: Eukaryota; Fungi; Ascomycota; Pezizomycetes; Pezizales; Tuberaceae.